Messenger RNA from Dendronephthya gigantea, 2066 nucleotides. RefSeq names its product C-reactive protein 1.1-like. The record is from RefSeq and is a predicted model, not a curated record. The transcript has 4 exons. The coding region runs from base 919 to 1851 and encodes 310 amino acids. Lineage: Eukaryota; Metazoa; Cnidaria; Anthozoa; Malacalcyonacea; Nephtheidae.
AAUAGAUCCCCGAUUCAUAGGAGCUAGUAUGUGAAACAGGCCUUAAGCCAGGUUCACAGUUAUCCUAGGAAUCUGAGAUUCUCUUUGUCUGCAUGAGGUCACUGAUGUGCAAAAUGCUUUGCUUGCAUCGGAAAAUAAUACAAUGGAUCCCCGAUUCUUAGGACAAGUGUGAAUGAACUUUAUGCCAGAGAAGCACACCAAAUCCACAGAAUCCAACCCCAUGCAUCUAUUCGAUCGUUGCAUUCAUAAGUGGCAAUAGUGAACAUGCACAAUUUAACGAGAACGAACGAGUAGCCUCAUUGACCGAGCGACUCAGUUGUCUGCACUCGUGUUAACUCGCGUGGCUACUGGAUGAGACCUUAAAUAUGAAUUUUCGACAAGCACUUAGACGAAUGUGAUAAUUUCAUUCCGUUCCAAGCCGAUUAGCAUAAACAAUUCACUGACAAGGAAGAAAUAAAACUUCAAACCCAGACGACUUGUUUACGGAAAAGUUGAACAAUUAGCGUGUCAAUUACCGUGAUGAUAUCAAUUGCAGUAUAUUUUAAGCUAUGCACUCUUGAGAGUUGUGUAUAGCCCUUUGCUUUGAAAUAUUCUGCAAACGGCUUUGACUUUGCUACGGACAAUACCCCUUGUCAAAUUGUAAGGUUAGGAAACGAAGAAAGGAGUAUAUCCGCAAGACACGACAGUAGAGAGGAGCUCUUAAAAGGGUUACGAACUUCCGUACUUGAAAUACCCAAAGGAAGACACCGAUGAAAAACAUGCAGUCCAGGAACGGAUUUUUUCACCCCAUAUAAUACAUCAUCUGGCAAUAUAAUUAUACCAUUUCUUGUUGGACUACCCGAAUGGAAGGUUGGCGUCUUUCUUAUCGACAUUACGAGAGAAAAUUGUUACGCGAGGUACAAGUAAAACCAUACAAUAAUGGCAUUCGAAAUGACAAUUGCAAACUCUGUUUUGACAUUCGUUUUUUUCUUCACGUUUGUCCUGCCAACAUCAUCGCAAUCUUGUAAUAUCUGUCAAUCCUCGUUUUUUGAUGAACUGAAAAUAAAAUCAGAUGCCGCUACGCUACUCUGUUCGCCAAACAAGGCAGCCUAUAUAAAUUUGCCUCUUGGUAAGAGUUGUUGUGAAUCGCUGUCAAAAGAGUUGGAAAAAAGUUGGUACAGUUACAACAAACUAUGCCCAUCAGCAAAACGGAACAAGCAAUGUCCCAGUGCAAUGUCGACGAUAAUCACAAGACAGAGCACGGUUGACUACGCAAUAAGCCAGGGAGCUCCUCAGAUGAACGAAGUCACGAUGUGUUUCUGGGUAAAGACCAAGCAACUGAAGCAAGUGACGGGAAAUGCACAUUACAUUUCAUACGCAGUCCCAUUAGCAACAAACCAGAUAUACGUCAUGUCGCAGACAAAUCUAAGACUAGGCAUUUGUCACCACAACUCAAAUUUGGGUAAUUCACAUUCUUUAAGCUCACACAAUAUCACGAUUAACGAUGGACUCUGGCACCACAUUUGCGUAACUUGGCAAGCAAAUGGUGGUCGAUAUUCAUUUUUCAAGGAUGGAAAUAAAGUUGGCAAUGGCGCAAUCCCUGACAGUGUUGGAAAGCCAAUUCCAGGCCAAGGUACAUGGGUGCUGGGUCAAGACCAAGACAGCGUUGGAGGUGGGUUUGAACGUUUUCAAUCAGCCAUUGGAGAAUUUACCGGAGUCAAUGUUUGGGAUAAAGUUUUGUCUUCUUUCGAGAUUUUGAAAAUGUCCACAAAUUGCAAGGCCGGUGGACCCGCUGGCAAUGUAAAGACCUGGGCUGAUUUUCUGUCUGGAAUCAAAGGAAAUGCCAAGAUCGGAAAAGCAACUUGCUGUUAGUGAUACUCUAAUGCUUAAUUGCAAUUCCUUACAAUCGUUCUUAGUGUUAGUAUUUUGAUGUCAUAUAUAUAAUCCGUGUAAGUAAGGAAGCAUGCAGCUGGAAUUGAUCUAAUCUGUAUUGCUCGUUAAUUAUGAUGUAGCCGUAUCUGUACGGAAGGCCAUUUGUUUUAUCCAUGCAGCAUUCUGUCGUCUUUAAAAUUGGUUUUAAAAAUUGA